CUACGGCAUCCCUUCAGGAGGCAAUCGUGUGGCUUCAAUGGGCCCAGGUUGAAGACGCUUCCUCUUCAUUAGGUUCCAUUGUCAGGCGUCCGUAGCAUCUCGGCUCAAGAAGGCCCAUUCUGGUUUGCAGGAGAUCUUGCGAUGGCGUCGCAGGCCGUGAGUGUUGACUCCCAGGAGGAAUACGGAGCAGACCACACCGAGUACCACGAUGAGUUGGUGACGGCUAAGGAUGGGCUCGACACCAUGAUGACCGUCGUCGGCGCGUGGAUGCACAAGUUGGCCAGCAUCGACAAACCUCGUUACGUUGAGAAGCUCAGUCUCGACAUUGAGCAGCUCGCAACCGAAGCUUCCAUGCUGAUCUCCUCCAUUACUAUGGUUCUCAAUGGGCCCCCUCCCGAAGAGCACGUCGAGCCGAAGCCGAUGAUCAGCCAUGCACAGGGCCUGCUCGAGAAGUACGAGUCGUUGCGGCCCCACGCAAACUUCUUGAUCGAGCCCGCGAGUUCUCCUUUGAAGCGCCACCCCAGCGAUGAGAGCAAGAUUCCAGCAAAGAAGUCGUUGAAGGUCGAGGGCGCGCCCGCGGACGCCACCCUCGAGAAGCCUGCGGAUGCCGACCAGGAGAGCGACGAGGAGGGCGACAGCGACAUUCCCCAGGAUUCCCUGGUCUCCUGAGUGCUACGUGUUCUCCGUCUCAAGGUUCACGCAUGCUAGCAGUCGCGGUUGUAUAUAUUGCUAGCUCUGCGGACGCAUUUCAUAAGAUUAUCAGUUUUGGCCCCCGAGGUUCGGACAGGAA
Messenger RNA from Prorocentrum cordatum, 790 nucleotides. NCBI's taxonomy places the organism in Eukaryota, Dinophyceae, Prorocentrales, Prorocentraceae. The record is from the annotation of a GenBank genome assembly.